Molecule: messenger RNA, 783 nt
Organism: Cladophialophora carrionii CBS 160.54
Lineage: Eukaryota; Fungi; Ascomycota; Eurotiomycetes; Chaetothyriales; Herpotrichiellaceae
Product: succinate dehydrogenase, cytochrome b556 subunit
Exons: 3
Coding region: 1-783 (260 amino acids)
Biological process (GO): tricarboxylic acid cycle; mitochondrial electron transport, succinate to ubiquinone
Cellular component (GO): membrane
Molecular function (GO): electron transfer activity; succinate dehydrogenase activity
Source: RefSeq, a predicted model, not a curated record
AUGCCAACCGAGAAACUAAUAAGUCGACAAAGUCCUCGCAGCAAACCCCUCCACACUGGGCAAGACGCCUCUGUCGAGAUUAUCGGCCCCAGCAGCCAUUGCGACCUCUCAGAAUGUACAGAUCAGGUCAGUCCUCGCAUCCCUGCAACGCGGUGGUUUCUCCCAGAGAAGGUCUAUCGCAGAGGAGGACAAGUCGAAGAAGAUGCAGGAACUACUCCGGCUCCGACAGGCGACAGAUGUACACCUGCAUCUCGGGAGACAGAUGGGAAAGAACAAGAAGAAGAGCAGGAAAAGCAGAUGCUUGAUAUCUCGAGACCGGACGCUCGUCUCGUUCUCCUGAACAACCCCUCACAAAGUCUACAACUCUCGCAAUCGAGCGGCCAAGAGAUCCUCGCAAAUCAACGCCUCAACCGUCCCAUCUCACCCCACCUCUCCAUCUACCGCCCGCAAAUAACGUGGUACGGCUCGGCCCUCAACCGCAUCACGGGCGCCGUUCUCUCCAGCGGAAUCUACGUCUUCGGCGCUGCGUACCUUGUCGCCCCGCUCUUCGGGUGGCAUCUCGAGAGCGCAUCCCUGGCCGCAAGUUUCGCCGCCUGGCCGGUCCUGGCCAAGGUUCUGUUCAAGGGCGCGGUCGCCUUCCCCUUCACGUAUCAUGGAUUGAACGGGAUUAGGCAUCUAGUCUGGGACACGGGCGCGAGCUUGACGAACAAGCAAGUUAUCUACACUGGGUGGACGGUUGUCGGGCUGAGUGUGGUGAGUGCGUUGGGUUUGACGUUUUUGUGA